GCUUCCUCUAUAGAGAGAAAUAAAAGUUCUGCUCUCAAACUUCUCCAUCCGGACAAUGGCUGUUGCCCUUUUCUUAGUUUUUUCGCUUGUAUUUUAUCCAGUGCCCUCGACGGAACCUGAACCCAUCUGUUCUGAGAUUAUCGUCAAUAAAAGUUACAGCUGUGAGGAUAGAGGACUGCAGGAGGUGCCCCACAUGAUACCCAGCAGCACAGAGAGUCUAGAUUUCAGCUUUAACUCAUUGUCCGCCCUUUAUUACUGGGUCUUCAGCCAUUUAGAAAACUUGGAAUAUUUAGAUUUAUCACGGUGCGGCAUUAACUGGAUAUACAAUGACGCCUUUGGGAACAAUGCAAGGCUUAAUACACUUAUACUUACUGGAAAUCCUAUAUUGUACAUAGCAGACACUGCAUUCCAGGGAGCACGCGCCAUCCAGCAUUUAUAUUUACAGGAAACCUCUAUAGUGGACAUAUCAUUCCUUCCCUUAAAAAGUUUUAAAAAUCUGGUGACUCUGAAUUUGGAAAGUAAUUUCAUCUCCUCUAUAGGAUUUCCCAAAGACGUUACCUUAGACAACCUGUCGUUGGUAAACUUUGGAUUAAACCAAAUAAAAACAAUAUCUGUGCAGGAUUCUGAAUUCCUUCAGCAAUUCAAAAAUCUGACAUUAAUUCUGAAAGGAAACAAUAUUAAAUACAUUGAGCCCAAUGCAUUCAACAGUAGUGACUUCUAUCUACUAGAUCUCAAUGGCUGCACCUGGAAUACUAAGAUAACAUCUCUUUUAAAUGGACUUAAUGGAUUAACCACACACACCCUCAGAAUUGGCGCAUUUGGUGACAUUAAUACAGAUUUUAGCAUACUCCCAGGAAAUCUGAAUGGACUGUGUAAUAUUUCCGUGAAGGAGCUCGGUCUACAGUACAGGCAUGUAUUUGAAGAGUCAAGUGAAACAUUCUCCUGUUUGACCAAUAUUAGAAAACUAGAUCUGACAUUCAUGAACCUUAAUUCUCUUCCACUAUUGGGCCAACCCAACAUCAUAAAGGAACUCACUCUUAGUAAAAAUCAAUUUCCCAGUCUUUGUAGUAUAAGCUCAGCCAGUUAUUCAUUGGUUACUCAUCUACACAUAGUUGGAAAUCUAGACACAUGGGAUUUGGGGGUCAAAUGCUUAGAGAGUUUAUCAAAUCUGCAAUAUUUGGACCUAAGUCACAAUGACUUUCACACGGCAAAAUGUUGUAGGGCCCAGUUCAGUGGGCUCCACAGCCUCUCUCACCUUAAUCUCAGUUACGGAGCACCACUCCCAUUAGACAACCCGGCAUUUACUGAGAACAAGCAGCUGGAAAUUCUAGAUUUCACUCAUGUCCAUUUGAUAGUUGAGCCAUCAUCAAGUCCUUUCAGUAACUUAGCUCAUCUGAGGACCCUGAAUUUGUCUUAUAGCAAAGUAAAUAGUGACUAUUUGCAGCUUUUUGAUGGCCUAACAAACCUGGUUUUCUUAAACAUGGAUGGUAAUUUAUUUCCUAACAAGACUCUCAAAGAAGAAAAUUUGUUUUCCAAGGUUAUACAGCUGGAAAGCCUUAUACUGUCUAACUGCAACUUAGAAGUAAUAGAGGCACACGUCUUCCAGAAGCUGGAGAAGUUGACAUCUAUUGACCUUAGUCAUAACAGUCUAACUGCAUUUGCUACAGAUGCUUUUGCAGACCUAAAAAACAUUUCCUUAAAUUUUGCCUUUAACAAGAUCUUGACUAUUCCUAUUGAAAUGGUGCGGAAUAUAUCAGAGGCAACCACCAUCAAUUUGAGCUACAAUCCCAUUGACUGUUCAUGCUCCAACAUAGAAUUUCUAACCUGGUACAAGCAGCACGAGCAGAUCUUUCUAGAUAAGAAAUAUACCAGGUGUGGAUCGCCACCAUCACUGGCUGGUACAGAGUUGUCUAAAGUAGCAAUAACUUGUGGAUUUUCUCUAAUGUAUAUCAUAUUGAUUGUCAUAAUUCCAUUGAUCUGCAUAAUCCUUAUAAUCAUUUUUGCAAAGUUUUACAGGAGAAGGAUUUAUGCUACCAUAUAGAAAGCAUAUUAAUUCCUUCAUCCGGACAUCACAAUUCUUGAUUAUUAUGUCUUUUAUUGUUACUUACUAUUUACAUUUUUGGAUUCUUUUUUUUUUUUACUCUUCUUUCUCAAAGGAAAUCUGUCAUCAGUGUCACCAGCACUAACCUCUUGGUACAGGCAGGUAAUGCGGGUGGCACUGAUGAUAACCAUACGUGCUCUCGCUAUCUUCCUCCAUUGUUUUCGUUCCGGUGCUGGCUUGGGGCAUGGGUGGAGCUUCCUGACAUCACCGCUGCUGCCUCUCUCCUGGGCCCUGCUGCUAGCAAACAACAGUGGUGACAUCAGGAAGCUCCGCCUAUAAAACAAAAGCACUGGCAGCAAGCACUUAUACACUUAUUUCAACCUCUGGAUAGGAUGCUGAGCAUGUGCACUUAACUUCUCCAGUCGAUCAUGGCGAGGUCUGUGGAACCUGUCCUGUGAAACACCUGCAUGAUCUUGCCCACCAUGCUGCAGCUCAGUAUCAGGGUCUUGGAAAUCUUUUUAUAGCCUUGGUCAACUUAAUGUAGAGCAACAAUUUUUUUUUUCAGAUCCUCAGAUAGUUCCUUGCCAUGAAGUGUCAUGUUGAACUUACAGUGACCAGUAUUAGAGAGUGUGAGAGUGAUAAGUGAAAUUUAAGACCCCUGAGACUUUGUAACAAUAAUGAGUCACAUGACAUCGGAGAGGAAAAAAUGAAAAUUGUAGCCCAAGUUGGACAUUUCCACUUUGUUGCCAAAGUUUAGACAGUUAUUUUGAGGGGACACAACAUUAAACACUGUUAUACAGGCUGUGCACUCACUA
Molecule: messenger RNA, 2856 nt
Organism: Hyla sarda
Lineage: Eukaryota; Metazoa; Chordata; Amphibia; Anura; Hylidae
Gene: CD180
Product: CD180 molecule
Exons: 3
Coding region: 56-2041 (661 amino acids)
Cellular component (GO): extracellular matrix
Molecular function (GO): protein binding
Source: RefSeq, a predicted model, not a curated record